AUGUCUGCCGUUCCCGGUCCUGUGUACGGGCUCGAGAUCCCGCCUGGCGAGAUCUUGAUCCCCGCUGGCACUGACUUCCCUGCCUCUUUCCGCAUCACCAUGGCUGCUGUCGACCCUACCCAGGAGCCUGAGGCGGACGAGAGUGGCAACAUCCCCAGCGUCCCUCGCUCUACCCUUCGCAUUGUCAAGCGCACCUUCCCGGGCCUCGACGAUGAGGAGGAUGAGGAGCUGGACGAGGAGGCCCUGCGCGCCUUGAUUGGCGAGAACAGCGAUGAUGAAGACUCUGAUGACGAGCCCAACGGCGGCCCCAGCGACCCCGCCAAGAGCAAGAAGCAGAAGCAGUCUGCCGCCAUUAAGGCGCUCCUCGCUGCUACCAACAGCGACGAUGAUGAGGCGAUGGAUGAUGCCAAGCCCAACGGCGCCUCCAAGUCCUCCAAGGCCAAGGGCAAGGCCCCCGCCAGCGACGACGAAGAGGAUGAGGACGACGAUGAGGACGACGACAGUGAGGAUGGCGGUGACAUGGAGGACUUUGUUGUCUGCACUCUCGACACCGAGCGCCACUACCAGCAGCCCCUCGACAUUACUGUCUCUCACAGCGAGCAGGUCUUCUUUGUCGUUUCCGGUACCCACUCUAUCCACCUGACCGGCAACUAUAUCAUGGCCGAUGAGGAUGAGGACGACGAGGAUGACGAGGACGAGUACGACCUCUCCCCUGAUGAGCUCGACUACACCAUGGGCGAGGACAUGGAUGAGGACGAGAGUGACGAGCUCGACGACGUUGACAACCCUCGCGUCACCGAGGUUGACUCCGAGGAGGAGGCCCCCAAGCUGGUCGAGGCCAAGAAGGGCAAGAACAAGCGCGCCGCCGAGGCCGAGUCGCUCGACGAGAUCAUGGCCGCCGAUGAGGCCAAGCUCUCCAAGAAGGACAAGAAGAAGCUCAAGAACAACAAGGGCGAGGCUGUCGCCGCCGCCGCCGAGGAGGCCAAGAAGGACAAGAAGGUCCAGUUCGCCAAGAAUCUCGAGCAGGGUCCUACUGGGUCCACUGCUGAGAAGGCCAAGGCCACCAAGGCCACCGUGGGCGUCAAGAAUGUCAACGGCGUCACCGUCGACGACCGCACCAUUGGCAGCGGUCGCACCGUGAAGAACGGCGACUCGGUCGGCGUUCGCUACAUUGGCAAGCUCUCUAACGGCAAGCAGUUUGACGCCAACAAGAAGGGCAAGCCUUUCACCUUCAAGGUCGGCAAGGGUGAGGUCAUCAAGGGCUGGGACGUGGGUGUCGUUGGCAUGGCCAUUGGCGGCGAGCGUCGUCUGACCAUCCCUGCUCACCUCGGCUACGGCUCGAGGGGCAUGCCCGGCAUCCCUGCCAACAGCCAGCUGACCUUUGAUGUCAAGCUGCUCGAGAUCAAGUGA
Messenger RNA from Emericellopsis cladophorae, 1410 nucleotides. Its product is annotated as FK506-binding protein 4. The record is from RefSeq and is a predicted model, not a curated record. Bases 1 to 1410 code for a protein of 469 amino acids. NCBI's taxonomy places the organism in Eukaryota, Fungi, Ascomycota, Sordariomycetes, Hypocreales, Bionectriaceae. Gene Ontology annotation, molecular function: macrolide binding; peptidyl-prolyl cis-trans isomerase activity. The transcript is spliced from 3 exons. Gene Ontology annotation, cellular component: chromatin; nucleolus.